GUUAUCUUGUUUGCUAAAAGCUAGAUUUCUAGAUCUACAUGUAGCGCUCUGGCUAUUAAGCAAGUCUCAUAAAGUUCAAAGAUUCUUAUAGAUUCUUAUAGUCACAGUACCGUAUCCUCUGAGAGCAUCUUAUGUGAUACAUUUUGUUGUAUUGUAUUCUCUACCCAUUUAGUCUUCUUUCGAUUCUCUUCGCAUCCGUAUUUUCAAAUGUUUCAGUGCUAUGAAUAAUGGACAAGUCAGAGGUCAAGGCUACCAUUGAAGAUUUCUUCUCGGAUGAAUACGACAGCGGCAGUGAACCGGAUGUCGAGUGUGUGGAGGUCAAGAAGCAGAGCAGCAAGCCAACCAGUCAGAAUGAUUGUAAAGAAGUCAGACAACCUGAUUUAAGUUCUACUCAAUCGAAGACAAACGUGUAGCCCGACUAUAGAUAAUAAAAUAGUACUGUAUAUCUUUACAGCAUUUUAAUUUUUAAGUAAUAUAUACAGAUAUAUAUAUACAUAUUGUUCACAAUUUUUUCGAGUAUAAAAUAUUAUAUUUAAAAACUAUCUGAGUUGUGAUCAGUUGUGAAGGAACAAAUCAAUACAUCGUCAAGAGCACUUCUGAUUGGCGAACCUGAGAUGCAAUGAUGGACCCGGACGAGGUCAAGGCCACCAUCGAUGAUUUCUUUUCGGAUGAGAACGAGAGCAGUGAGACGUCUGACGGAGACGACGACGACAUCAUCAGCCGAACAAAGUCUGGCAUAACCCAGACCACAGGAAGCAAAGAACGCAAGAAGAAGAAGAAAAAGAAAAACACCGGGCCGUCGUCUGCUCUGCCGUCUGCUGAUCUGACGCCAGCAGAGUUUCGUAAGCGCGGGAAAGAAUUGGUUGAUUUCAUAGCAGACUAUCUGGAGGGAUCACGUGACAGACCGGUCAAUCAUUCCGCUAUUCAAGGAUUCUUGUUCAAGAAAAUGUCCAAAAUACCCCCAAGAGAUCCAGUGUCCAUGGAUGACGUGUACAAGGACAUCAAAGAAUUCAUUUUUCCAGGGCUCCCGCAGUGGCAGAGUCCCAAACAUCAUUCACUGCUUCCUGCAGGUGGUUCCUACGCCAGUCUUCUUGGUAGCAUGCUUUGUGACGGCCUGGGAUGUGUCGGCUUUACUUGGGCUGAUUGCCCUGCGGCUACAGAACUUGAAAUGUUGGUCAUGAACUGGCUAGCUCAUCUGCUUGACCUUCCCAAAGACUUCCACUUUUCUGGGAAGGGAGCGUCCACAGGUGGAGGUGGUAUCAUACAGACAACUACCACUGAUGCCCUUCUGACCGUCACUGUGUCAGCCAAGCGCUACAUGCUAGAACAUCUUAAGUACGCCAACCCAGAGGAGACAGAGUGGAGUCUGUUGGAUAAGUUCAUGGUCUAUUGCUCAGAACAGGCUCACCCAAGCUUGGAAAGAGUGUGUGAGAUUGCUGGCGUCCGUCUCAAGAGGCUGUGGACAGACAGACUGGGAAUCAUGCACGGAGACACCCUGAGAUUUGCCAUUGAGAAAGACAGAGCCAAGGGAUACUACCCGUUUUUGGUUAUCGCUACAGUUGGUACAAUAGCCAGUACCUCUGUGGACCAAAUCGGAAAAAUUGGUCCAAUACUGGAUGCAGACGACAGCCCAAAGAUCUGGUUUCAUAUCGAGUCUGGGUAUGCUGGGAGCUCGUUCAUCUGCCGAGAGUAUCAGCCACUUCUGCACGGGAUAGAUUAUGCUGAUUCUUUCUCCAUGUCUGCCCAUAAGUGGAUGCCUGUCCACAUGGACUGUGCUUGUUUGUGGGUGAAGAAGAUCACACACUUGACUCAGACGUUCGCGUGCGAGGACCCAGAGGGACCCCUGUACAUCCCAGCAGACGACAAGAAUAUAAUGGCAGAUUACAGGGGCUGGAGUCUGCCCAUGACGAGGAGAUUCAGGGCUAUGAAACUCUGGGUUGUGUUUAAGUUGUACGGAGUCAAGGGACUGCAGCAGAAGAUAAGAGAGGAUGUCAGACGAGCCAAGGAGCUUGAAAAACUGAUUGGCGAGGACCACAGAUUUGAGAUCCUCGGAGACGUCAUGUUUGGAGUCGUCCCUUUUCGCUGCAAACGCCCAGAUAACAAUGACAUCAACUUUGAGAUCUUGAAGCAGAUCAACAAGUCAGCGGUCAUCAAGAUGACCGGGGCCAGGAUCGGCUACAAAUUCUGGCUGAGGUUCGUCAUUUCCGGCCGCUACACGGACUCGGAGGAUGUGAAGUUUUCGUGGGACAUGAUCCGACGUACGACCAACAAGGUGAUCGCCGAUUACACGGAGCGCCAGCACAAUGAGGACAGGUGCGGGAUGCCCAACUACAAGCACGUGAUUAUGAUAGGCAAGGAGGAACGAAUGGACGGGGACGAGAAAGAGGAAGAAGUGGAAACUCACAGUCGGCGGAUCGAUUCCUUCAUCCAGUAAUGUCACAGCUGUUAAGCGCCAUAUGAGACAGCCAUUUAAACUCCUUGUUAUUUUAAAGCUUCAUCUAACCACAAAUUAGAUUUAUACGCAUUGUAUGACAUUACAUUCGUAUUUUAUAGGUUAGUUCAGUGAUGCCCAACCUAAUUCGGCCCGCGGGCCUUUAUAAUUUCCUACACUCGUCUCGCGGGCCACAUGAACGAAAAGUUAUAAAAUGAAAUUAAAUUGUUCUGAAACUAUUUUGGUAGAAACCUAUGGAUUUAAUACUUAAUUAAUAGUUUACUUGACAAUUAUAUAUUUUUUUACGCGAUAGACACUAUCAUUAUCUCUCUACUUAAAUGUGAGCAACACCGGCUCAUGUUGUGGUCUCUUUUUGAUAAAUAUUUCCAUGGAUCCUCAAAUAUCUAAGCGUAGUUUAACAAUCUUUUAUUCGCGGCUCAAACCAAGAAUGCCACCGUAUUAAUUUUAUAAAGUGGUUUUUAUGUUGUUGUUUUAUCAAACAGCCACACUUUCUUUAUAAAAUAAAUAUGUUGGCUUAUUAUCAUGUUCAAAAACACACACAUGUUAAAGAUCACGAUACCAAUCCAUCAGAGAAAAAGUGAGGGCCCAAACGUAGGUAAAGAUACAUUUUUUCAACUUUUUUUUUGUUUGGAAGGUAAAUUUCUACACUUAGUGCCGACGUUGCGGCGGGCCGGAUGGAACCACGUCGCGGGCCGAAUAUGGCCCGCGGGCCGUAGUUUGAGCAUCACUGGGUUAGUUAAAUACGACGGAAACUAAAUAGUCUAAAUCAAGAUAGGAUCACCGAAUUUUAGAAAAAAGUUAUAUAGGUCUCAACUCUGACAUGGGACGUCGCAACCUGUGGGCAGUGGAAACCAAUAGCUCGUUACAGACCUGUGACGUGGAAACGAGGUGCUGGUCUCCACUGCACACAGGAUGUGACGUUGCAGGUCAGUGUUCAGGCCUUCUGUGACGAUUGGUCUCGAGCUGGUUCAGCUCUCUAGUCACCAAAACAUACAACGUAUUCCUGAAUUGUGGCGACGCUAAAGAAGAAAACAAGUGACACCAUGAAUAAAAAAAAAAGGGAGGUGGCGGCUAUAGACGGUCAAUGUCGGGUGAUACUUAGGCCAUUCGUUAAAGAAGGCCUCAACACUGACCUGUGACCUGGCAACGAGCUAUUGGUCUAAACUGCCCACAGGUUAUGACGUCGCAGGUCAGUGGUGAGGUCUUCUAUAACGUAGGGUCUCGGUAAUACAUGUGUGUUAAAGUAAACAAACGAAAGGGGAUGGGAGGGUAAGGUGAAGGAUUUGUGUCGUCACUUCCUACUACAGUCACGUGAUAUAGUUAUUAAUAACGUAAGAGUGAAUGGUGUCGCGGCAAGAACGAUAACUCUGUUCUCCAUCGUCAGACAAGAGUUAUCAGUCGUUCCAUUUUUUUUUGUAUUACUUGUUUAAAAUCUAGGAUAAGGAAACAAGUGCUGCAUUAACCUGAGACUUAACAACAUAAGGAGAUACAUAUUCUUUCACCAUUUUUCAUAAUAACACACACACGCACAAAGAAUGACACUCGUAAUUUCCUAAUUACGUCACUGUCUUAAUUCGUCCACACCACCACCAUUAGUAGCAUCUAAUUUUGAGUAGCUUCAUUCUUUUCCUUAUAUUUAUUUUUCCAUGGCCAUUGCAAAUUAUUCAUCACACUAAAAACUAUUUUUUGUUAAAUUAUUCAUCAAAUUAAGACGAACAUUUUAAAAUACACAUAGUACAUAGAGCCCACUGGCUCACGCUAACUAGUGUUAUUUCAAUAACUCAUUCAAUCCUUCUAAUCUUAUGGCUUAUCUAUAUUAUCUCUCCCUGGAACGGCGAGUGCUAUUAAAAAGAACAAAAAAACGCAAGGAUUACUCAGUCAAUCUCUACACCGUAAACAUAAACACACGUGCCUCACGUGGGGCUGUUUCUGUUUCUACUUGUUAUUCCAAUGUAUACAUUUAUAUUUACAUUUUACAAGUUUAUAAAAUAAAUUAUUUUUUUUUCAAAUUCUCAAA
This is a messenger RNA of Biomphalaria glabrata, 4469 nucleotides long. RefSeq names its product aromatic-L-amino-acid decarboxylase-like. Bases 620 to 2434 code for a protein of 604 amino acids. NCBI's taxonomy places the organism in Eukaryota, Metazoa, Mollusca, Gastropoda, Planorbidae. The record is from RefSeq and is a predicted model, not a curated record. Gene Ontology annotation, biological process: amino acid metabolic process. The transcript is spliced from 16 exons. Gene Ontology annotation, molecular function: carboxy-lyase activity; pyridoxal phosphate binding.